GCCCUGCGGCCACUCCCGGUUGGAACGCUCGGAGAAAGCAGCUGUUCGGAGAGCCGGGCUGGCUGAUUGGCCAGGAGCCCCUUGCCUCUUGGGUGGCAUGGCGAGCUCCUGAGAGGCGUGCUCCGCUCUGCUGCAGACAGCCUGGGGUGAGAGCGCUGGCUACCAGUUAGCACAGACCGCUUUCCGGCUGGUGCGGGAGGCUCUUCGUCCAGUGCUGAAUGGUGUCGCUGAGAGAGGACUCUGAAAGUGGUGGCAGAGUCCACUGAGAGGGUGGAGCCUGGAUGAUGACUCAGCAGGGAGCUGUUCUGCAGGGUUACAAUAAUGAGCUGGUGAAAUGCAUUGAAGACUUAUGCAUGCAAAGAGAAGAACUGAACAAGCAGAUCCAGCAAGCGGAAGUGGAAAAAAAUAAACUCCAGCAUGAAAUCCAAAUCCUGUCUGAGCAACUGGAGUGUGUCUGUGAAAGCUUGGCCCAGAAGACAGCCUCACGGAACGAGCUUGAUAAAAUCCUUGCUGAAACUGAAACUGCUUAUAUGAAGAUUUUGGAUAGUUCUAGAAUGCUGCUAAAUGUCCUGAAGAAGGAAGUGGGGAAUUUAAACAAAGCUGCAGAGCUGAAAAGCAACGUGGCCUGAAACAGCUAAAUGCUUGGACUCUAACACAAUUACAAUUCCUCCUGUUCAGAAAUGAGGUUAGCCACAGAACCCUGUGAUGAGCAUAUAUCUGAGAAAGGGUUCUACCUUAACUUUUGUAUAUGUUUUUAGCACAUUUAAAAUAAUGGAAAAUAAUGUACAAUACAGAUAAAUAAAGCUACUGUUUUGCUAAAAA
Molecule: messenger RNA, 822 nt
Organism: Mauremys reevesii (Reeves's turtle)
Lineage: Eukaryota; Metazoa; Chordata; Testudines; Geoemydidae
Product: Sjoegren syndrome nuclear autoantigen 1 homolog
Exons: 2
Coding region: 282-629 (115 amino acids)
Cellular component (GO): ciliary basal body; centrosome
Source: RefSeq, a predicted model, not a curated record